AUGUCAGUAGAAACAAAUUCAUUAACGAUCCAAAUAAAAAGUGAACCAGCAGAAUCUUCAAUGAAAGAGAAUGAAAUUGAUAAUUCGUUGGAACUAAAUAUCAAAUCAGAAUCAUAUUCUGAGGAUGAAGAAACAUGCUCAUCAGAAAUUAAUAAGUUUGAUGUGACGAAACAAGAAUUAGUAGACAUCAAAGAGGAAUCUUAUACCACAUCUGAAACCUUCGAGCAUAAUCAAGUCACACAUAAUAAUACUUCCUUGAAUGAACACAUGGAUCUUCCCAUCGAAAACAAAUGUUCGGUAUGCCAAAAGGUAUGUAAUAAUUUAUUUAAUUUAAAAAGGCACAUGAGCAUACACAGUGAUGAAAGUCUCAAUGUUGAAAAGGAAUGCCCGGUAUGCAAAAAAGUGUGUAGUAAAUUAUCUGAUUUAAAAAGGCACAUGAGUUCACACAGUGAUAAACGUCCCUACAAAUGCAACAUUUGUAAUAAAGCUUUCAAACUACAAGCAAAUUUAAAAACACAUUCGGAGAUUCAUACUGGUAAAAGACCUUAUAAAUGUCACAUAUGUUUAAGAGCAUUUUUACGGUCAGCAGUUUUGAAGGAUCACUUAAAUAUGCACUUGGACAAAAAACCUUUUACAUGUGAAAUAUGCUCCAAAGCAUUUAGAAACCAGAAGGCUUUGAAUUUGCAUGUGAAGACUCAUUCUGGAGAAAGGGCUUAUAAAUGUGAAUUAUGUAACAAAUCUUUUAAAGUCAUGCCUAAUUUAAGAAGUCAUAUGCUUACUCAUUCUGAGAAACGAUCUUAUAAAUGCUUGGUGUGCAAUAAAACUUUCAAAAGACAUGAACAUCUAAAAAUCCAUAAUGUAAUACAUUUAGAGAAAAAACCAUUUGAUUGUGAAAUUUGUAAUAAAAGCUUCACGACUUCAUGGAAUUUAAAACAGCACAUGGAUUGUCACUCUACACCUAAAGACAGUUUUUUUAAAUGUGGAAUAUGUGAUAAAACAUUUAAUGCACAAAACACUUUGAAAAACCACAUGCAAAUCCAUUCCAAUGAUCGCCCUCAUAAAUGCGAGAUAUGCAAUAAACAAUUUCGACGAAAAGAUCACUUAAAAGAUCACAGGGCUAUUCAUUCCGAAGAAAGGCUUCAUGAAUGUGUAGUAUGCAAAAAAUCAUUUAAAUGCUCAGCAAAUUUGAGACAACACAUGAAAUAUUCAUGCGGGGGAAAAUAGUUAUAAAUAUAAAUAAUGUGAUAAAGAUUUUAAUGUCUUAGAGAAUUUAAAUAGUCAUUCUGGAGAAGGGACACAAAUGCGAAGGUGUGUAAUAUACAAUUCGUAGAUAAACAAGUGUAAAUAGAUGGGCGCUUUGAAAACACAUUGAUUUUAAUUCUUUCAACAUAUCAUAGAGGUUGUCAUGACCGUAGCACGUAAAUUUACUCUUAGGUUUAAUUCUAGAUAAGAUUUAUAUAAAUAUCACAAUAUCAUUUAUAUAAAUAUCACUUGUUUAUCUAUGAUCACAAGUAUAAAUAGAUAGAAUUUUAAUUCUUUCAGCAAAUCAUAGAGGUCGCCAUCAACC
Molecule: messenger RNA, 1567 nt
Organism: Ctenocephalides felis (cat flea)
Lineage: Eukaryota; Metazoa; Arthropoda; Insecta; Siphonaptera; Pulicidae
Product: zinc finger protein 501-like
Exons: 1
Coding region: 1-1224 (407 amino acids)
Biological process (GO): regulation of DNA-templated transcription
Molecular function (GO): DNA-binding transcription factor activity, RNA polymerase II-specific; RNA polymerase II cis-regulatory region sequence-specific DNA binding
Source: RefSeq, a predicted model, not a curated record